AUGUACCCCGGCAACAAGCGGAAAAAGCUCUGGCGGGAGGAGAAAGAGCGUUUGCUGAAGAUGACCUUGGAAGAAAGACGCAAAGAGUACUCAAGGGAAUAUGUUGCAUUGAAAAAUAUUCCAACAUGGAUGGAGGACUUAAAAAGCAAGAGUGAAAGUGAUGGUGAAAAUGCUAAAGAAGAUCUGCAAGGGAAGAAGAGUCUGAGUGACAAAGUUUCUCUCUACAGAGGCGACAUUACUCUGCUUGAGGUUGAUGCCAUCGUUAAUGCUGCUAAUUCCAGCCUUCUUGGAGGUGGAGGAGUGGAUGGCUGCAUCCACAGAGCUGCCGGGCCCUGCUUAGUUGCUGAAUGUCGCAACCUGAGUGGCUGUGAGACUGGGCAAGCGAAAAUUACCUGUGGAUACGAGCUACCUGCAAAAUAUGUGAUCCAUACUGUUGGACCGAUUGCAAGAGGCCAUCUUACUGACACUCAUAAAGAAAACUUGGCAAGUUGCUAUAAAUCCUCUCUGAAACUGGCAAAAGAAAACAACAUCAAAUCAAUUGCAUUUCCCUGUAUUUCAACAGGAAUUUAUGGUUUUCCAAAUGAGCCUGCUGCUGUCAUUGCCCUUAACACUAUUAAGGAAUGGUUAAGCAAGAAUCACAAUGAGGUGGAUCGUAUCAUCUUCUGUGUCUUUUUGGAGGUUGACUACAAAAUUUUCAAGAAGAAAAUGGGCGAGUUUUUCCCCUUAGAUUAUGAUAGUGAAGGAGGGACUGAGCUGGUUGAAGAGACAGGGUUGGAACCGAAACAGCAGCCUCCAUCUCCCACAAAGAGCAAAGCAGAGCAGCCCGAGGAUCUGCAAGAUGAUGCUGAAGGCGGUAAUGACACAGAAGAGAAGCAAAACACUGAAGAGCCCGAGGCCCAGAGCCAAGAAUCAGAGGAGACGAAACCUUCUGCUGUAGCCAGGCGAUCAUCAUCAGAAGAAACAGAGCUGAGCGAGGGUAAAGACUCCCUGAAACACUCCAAGAGUGCGCAGGAGAGUGGCCCGGUGCCUCCUGUGGGAUGUGAACAAGAGCAAGCCAAAGGACAGCAGGAUGUUUCUGCAGAGGAGGAGAUGAAAACUGGGGCAGAUUUUCAAAGCUCCUGCAUGGAAAGAGAAGAGCCAUUGCUGAAACAAGAAGACACAACAGAAGUUGAAAUACCUUUGAUUCAUGGUGCAGAGGAAAAAGAAGAUGAUGAAGGAAAAAAAGGAGGAGGAGGAGGAGGGAUGCAAGGGAAAGAGGACACUUCUGCAGAUCCUAUGGAAGUUGACCUUGCAUGUGAAGCAGCAGAUGUUUCAAAUAAGGAUGCUGAAAUGAAUAGUCAAGUUGAAAGUAUAACUGAUCCUAAGGACACAGAGCGGGAAGCUUAAGUAGCAGCAAAGGAAGGAUGCAGGAGAGGAAAGACCCCAGG
Messenger RNA from Indicator indicator, 1427 nucleotides. RefSeq names its product mono-ADP ribosylhydrolase 2 (gene MACROD2). The transcript has 19 exons. The record is from RefSeq and is a predicted model, not a curated record. Gene Ontology annotation, molecular function: ADP-ribosylglutamate-[protein] hydrolase activity. Lineage: Eukaryota; Metazoa; Chordata; Aves; Piciformes; Indicatoridae. Gene Ontology annotation, cellular component: nucleoplasm. Gene Ontology annotation, biological process: peptidyl-glutamate ADP-deribosylation; DNA damage response; purine nucleoside metabolic process. Bases 1 to 1386 code for a protein of 461 amino acids.